AUGGGAGACUUCGAUGCCAUCCCGCCCGAAGGAUCGUCCAGCAACGCUAGCAACGGCAACGACGACCGCGACGACAACAACCAUGGCGCCGGCGUGGUCGAGCCCGAGUCCGAAGCUACUGCGUUGAGCGACGUGCUCCAGAUCGACGACGAAAACGGUGGCGGUGGGGAGUUCAACUUUGGCCACGACGGCAACUUCGGAACCGGACAAGACGACGGCGACGACGAUGGCGGAUUCCACGAUGACGGAGAUCGGUCACCGCCGGGAACGAACUCGAGCGGUCAUCGAAGGUUUGGGCGUGUUGACACUCCACUGCGGGUGGAGCCGCCGCCGUCCUUCAACGCGCCUGCACGACCCGUGGAUCAGACCCAGGACCAGCAAAUCAAGGCGUCGGCCUUCUCGCCGGCGGCUUUCACGAUGCGGAAGUACGAGAUGCCGUCCUCGUCGCACGGCCUCCUCGGAUCGAAAGACUCCGCCGGGGGGUCGAGCACUGCAUCGCUCGUGGGAAGCCUCCGUCAGCGGCAGGAGCCAACAAAACGAGACCUCACGGAAAACCAUGCCUCCUACCGAAUAGCGAUGAGCGACUACCAUAUGCUGGCGUUCUCCAGCCAGAGAUCGGGGCGGCACGAGAUGGAAGGGCUGGCCUACUACUCCGCCGGGGUGACUAUGGACAGCAUGGGGCAGUACCCGAAGGCGCUGGAGAACUACAAGAAGUUUCUCGCGGUCUGCAAGACGCUGAAAGACCCGUUCAUCGAAGGCGUGUGCCACAACUGCAUGGGGGUGGACUACAUGCUCACGGCGUGCCCACCGGCGUCGAACAUGCAGGAGAACACGACAGGGCUGCCAGCGAGAGCGGUUGCCUUGUUGCGAAAGGCGUUGGAGCACCACGAGGAGCACCUAAAGGGAGCGGACGACGCGGGGUCUGGCGUAGCCCACUCCAACAUCGGGCUGUGCCACGGCCUGAUGGGAGACUACCCUAGGGCCGCCAAACACCACCAAGAGGCCCUGAGGGUGGCUCUUCGUGUCCAGAGUGCGAGCGCGCAGAGCGUGGCCGCCGGCAACCUCGGCACCCUGGCCGCGCGGCAGGGGGACAUGCAGACAGCGCAGGCUUGCCUGGAGCAGCACCUCCAGCUGGUGCAGCAGCUCGGGGACUGGCAGGGGGAGAUAAACGCCUGGUCGAAGAUGGCGCAGGUGGCAGCAGCAGCGGCAACGGGAGGACGAAAUGGAGGAGGAGGAGGAGGAGGAGGGGGAGGAGGAGGACAAGAGACUGAAUCAGUUAGGGAGGGGAGCGGUGGGGGCCGUGCUGGCGGCGGGAGUCUCGCGCGUGUUGAGAUCGGUCCUGAAAACGGUGCCGACAGGUGGGGGAGGAUGGCAGGGGCCGGAACGGGGGCCACGGAGGGGCAAGAGGAAGCUGUUGUGAGGGCGCUGUGGUGCUUCGAGAGGGCGGCGGCCUUGGCAAAGACUCACGAUAAGGUAGAACGCGUCUAA
Ectocarpus siliculosus is the source of this 1488-nucleotide messenger RNA. The record is from the annotation of a GenBank genome assembly. Lineage: Eukaryota; Phaeophyceae; Ectocarpales; Ectocarpaceae.